Molecule: messenger RNA, 1469 nt
Organism: Dicrocoelium dendriticum
Lineage: Eukaryota; Metazoa; Platyhelminthes; Trematoda; Plagiorchiida; Dicrocoeliidae
Source: the annotation of a GenBank genome assembly
GAGGAUACCAAAUCCAUGCACCGAAUGCGUGAGGAGGUUGAUUCACUGAGUUUGAGGCUGUUUUAUUUAAGCAGAGCAAGAGAAGACGUGAUGAGCGAUAUCAGGGUGAUGAAACGAGCAGCCGACAAGGCGACUAUUGACCUAUCCAAAUAUGAAGACGACAAACUACGACAAGAUAUGCUGGUGGAUCGUAUACAGACCAAAGUCGACCAGCUCAAGGAGGACAUCGCACUGUACGAUGCACAAAUUACUGCUCAGGAGGCCGAAAUGUCUAUUAGUCAGAACCUAUUGCACGAAGCAGAGGCGCAGAUAGUCGCGAUCACCACGGACCGCAAACAUCUAAUGGCUCAAUGGAACAGCAGUUUGUUGGGACUACAGAGGCGAAAUGAAGCCUAUGCAUCCUUGCUUAAUGCCUACAAUGAAUUGAAGGAUCGCCUUCUAGUGUUGGACAACGAACAAGUCGCUUACAGGCGAUCAAUCAGCGCAGAACAAGAAAAGCAUGAGGGCCUUACUAUGCUCGUUAACAAAAACGAAGCAGACCUGAACACAGUGAAGCGACGAAUUCUGCAGCAACAAACGAAACAUGAGGCAGAUAAGCAGGCUUACGCGACAUACACACGAAUGCGCCAAGAAACGGAGCGCAAUCUGGCCAAUGUUCAGGCGGAACUAUCUUCUUGCCAGUCUGCUGUGGACACCAUACGCAAGCAAAUAGAGAAAGAAGCCGCGAAAAAGACAGAACUGGAUGCAAAGAUUUCGGCAGAAUUACGCGAUAGGUUGAUAGCUAAAAAGGCAAUGGAAUAUGUCAAGAAACUGGAUCUAAAAGUUCAAGAUCAGAGUAGAGAACUACUCACACAGAUUGCUCAGCUGGAGAACGAAAUAGCCCGCGAUGAGCUGGCCGCAGCAGUUAAAAAAUCGGAAAAUGAACGACUGAAGCAACGCAUUCAGGAAGUGGAGGAUGAGAUCAAGGAGCAAAAUGCUUCAAUCAACAAGGUGGAAGUAGAGAUUCAUCGUGCGAGUGUGAUGGUGGAACGGAAACAAAGUGCAAUCGAUCUCCUGAACAAAAAACUCGAAGGCCUGUUGCGUGAAACCGGCGGUCAAGAGCUCGGACCACUGGAAGUGAUGAUUAACACUUUGACUAAAACAGUUCAAACAAAGCAAGAAGAGAUUGGUGAACUAGAACAACAAUGGCUUAAGGAGCAGAGUGAAUUGGUCAAAUAUGUGAACGAUAAGGAUAAUCUAACAAAGACAGCUGAGCGUCUACAAAAACAACUGACCAUUUUGGCUCAGAAAAAGCUUCGAAUUGACAACGAAAUUGCCAUCCAGGAGAGAGAGAAAGCGGAGUUGCAACGGGAACUAAAGCAUCUUCAGAACGAUACCACGCGGCUAAAUGUUCUGAUUGCGAAAGAAAAGUGUGCUGGAGAAAAUUUAAGCAAUGAAAACCGGCUGGCUGAAACGGAUUUUGUAAGGGC